UAAAGUUACUGUUUAUGUAGUUUUCACGGUUUUUGUAUUUGGUAAAAUUUUAUCUUGUUUCGAUUUUGAAUAAACUAUACCUAUUCGAAUUUGUAUUUUUUGUUAGUUAACAUAUAUGGGUGACUUUACUUGAAUUACAAAAAAUAUAUUUUAAAAGGCGCAAGUGAAAUCGCGACCCUCGACUAGUUCAGAAAAUAAUAAGACAAUGUCGUCUUCGAAACUGUGACAAUUCUGAUAAAAAAUUUAAAUUCAGCAUCUUAUCUCCCAGCUCCUCGCGACUAUAAUAAUAUUUAUGCGUAUAUAUUAUGGCCAAUUCGGCACUAAAAUUUUCACUAAGCUGUUCGAGAUUCAACAAUAAUGUCGUUCAAAACAUUCAAAUUAAUAAGUGCUCUCGUAUUCCUAACAUUUAAGCGCGGUGUAGCCACGGAAGACUCGUCCGGGACCGUACCAAGCUUUUCAUCAAUAGCUGAAGCCCUCGGAUACGAUUGCAUUGUUCACACGAUCACAACGAAAGACGGUUACAUACUCACUCUGUUCAAUAUACCGGGUAACAAAACCAGGCCGAUUUUUUUUAUGCACGGAUUCGGAGAUUCCUCACGCACGUUCAUAGUCCGAGGGAACACAUCUAUGUUGGUAUCCGUGGCCAAAGCCGGGUAUGACGUGUGGGCCGGGAACAUGAGGGGGAAUGAAUACUCCCGCGACCACGUGACGCUGAACGCAGAUAUAGACGUCGCGGCCUACUGGAAUUUUUCGUACCACGAAGUCGGCGUGUACGAUCUGCCCGCCCAAAUCGAUUACAUACUGAACAAGACCCAACAAAAUCGACUGAGUGUCAUAAGUCAUUCCCAAGGAAGCGCCGUAUUCUUCGUGCUCUUAUCCACUUACCCAGAGUACAAUGAAAAGAUUCGACCCCUAAUAACACUAGGGCCUUUAUCAUACGCUCAAAACAUACGACCUCCAGUUAGAUUAUUGAUUCUAAUCGCGCCCGUUUUGGAGGUAAUAUUCAAGGCAUUAAACCAGUACGAGCUGUUUGAUAGAACUACGAGACUCAUCGUAGAAUUGCUUUGCAGUCUCCGACCGUUCGGUGGUGAAUUGUGCGAAGCCAUACUGCUGAGCACGGCGGGACAAAGCGACGACACGUUCAAAGGAGGAUUCAUUCGCACGGUCAUAAAUUACUACCCGGUGAGCACUUCAGUUAAGAACAGCCUGCACGUUGCCCAAAACAGUAACAGCAGAAGGUUCGCCCAAUACGAUUACGGUCCGGCGGCGAACAUCGCUAGAUACGGCAACGCUCUUCCACCGGCUUACGAUCUGAGCAAAGUGAACUGCAGCGUAGCAAUUCUCAUGGCCAAAAACGACAAGCUGUCGCCAAUCGAAGAUAACGUGAUGUUAAAUAAUUCACUGCCUAAUGUUGUCGUAUAUGAGUUUGUUGAACGGAGCCCAAUGAAUCAUUACGACUUCGUGUGGGGCGAAGAUAUGUAUUUGAUCUUACAUCCGUUUAUUUUGAAAUUACUAGAGCGGUAUCAGUAAUGUAAGUUUUUUUAAGAACCGAUUUGCAUGAACCAUAUUUGUUAUAAUUAAUAUAUCUAGAAUAAGUUUUUUAUUAUAUCGUAUGCAAUGCACGUAGAAUUCAAUGCACCUACCAUUAUUUCCCCUGUAUAAGCUUUGGUGAGUGAUAGAGAAUGCUUUGCCAUUAAAUCCGGCAAUGUAUUAAAAUAGAUAAAGUGUAAUUAGCAAACAAAUAAAUAAAUAAAAUAUUCUUGUCACCCUAAAA
Bombyx mori (domestic silkworm) is the source of this 1774-nucleotide messenger RNA. RefSeq names its product lipase 1. Gene Ontology annotation, molecular function: hydrolase activity, acting on ester bonds. The record is from RefSeq and is a predicted model, not a curated record. The coding region runs from base 358 to 1530 and encodes 390 amino acids. Lineage: Eukaryota; Metazoa; Arthropoda; Insecta; Lepidoptera; Bombycidae. The transcript has a single exon.